Messenger RNA from Puccinia triticina, 1071 nucleotides. RefSeq lists its product as uncharacterized. Gene Ontology annotation, molecular function: adenosine kinase activity. Gene Ontology annotation, biological process: purine ribonucleoside salvage. NCBI's taxonomy places the organism in Eukaryota, Fungi, Basidiomycota, Pucciniomycetes, Pucciniales, Pucciniaceae. The transcript has 7 exons. The coding region runs from base 1 to 1071 and encodes 356 amino acids. The record is from RefSeq and is a predicted model, not a curated record. Gene Ontology annotation, cellular component: nucleus; cytosol.
AUGUCGUCUUCAACGAAACUGCUCGCAAUGGGAAACCCCUUGCUGGAUAUGCAAAUCAGCACGGACCAAAAGAUGCUAGACAAGUACGGCCUCAAGGCCAACGAUGCCGUUCUCGUUAAUGACUCGCAGAAAGGAAUCUAUGCGGAGGUCGCCUCGAUGUCGCCAGUCUAUGUUGCCGGAGGGGCCGCCCAAAACGCGGCACGAUGUGCGCAAUACAUCUUGCCAGAUAACUCCACCGCUUAUCUUGGCGCUGUGGGUGACGAUGAGCUCGCUAACCAACUCCGAGAGGCCAACAAGAAAGCCGGGCUCAAGGAAAUAUACCAAGUCGUGAAGGAAUUCCCCACGGGCGCUUGUGCUUGUUUGAUAACAGGUCAUCAUCGAUCUUUGUGUACUCAAUUGGGAGCUGCCGAGAAGUUUUCUCCCUCCCAUCUGAAGACCGAGCCAGUGGUCAAGGCCAUUGAAGAGGCGCAAAUCUACUACCUUGGUGGAUUUUUCCUCACUCAUGGAAUCGAAAGCUCUCUAGAGCUGGCCCAAGCAGCUGCCCAAAGCAAAAAGAUUUUCACAAUGAACCUUUCAGCACCGUUCAUUGCCGAGUUCUUCAAGGACAAAGUCGAUCAACUCUUGCCAUACGUCGACUACUUAUUCGGCAAUGAGUCGGAAGCGGCAGCCUACGCAGCAGCUCACAAUUGGGACACCAAGGAUCUCCCAACCAUUGCUGUCCGUAUUGCUGCACUUGCCAAGGAAGUGCAAACUCGACCACGUGUAGUAAUUAUUACUCAAGGAGCCGAAUCGACGAUUGUCGCCUCCACUAGCAAGAGCGCGUUCUCACCUUCUUCCGAGUUGAAAGCAAUCGAAUCGGGUCACGUUCUCAUCGUCCCAGUCUCGCCCCUCAAGGACGAGGAAAUCGUUGACACUAACGGGGCAGGCGACGCGUUUGCAGGCGGUGUUUUGGGCGGCUUGGUGCUCGAAAAGUCGAUCGAUCAAUGUAUCGAAAUCGGUCACAAGCUUGGUCAAAUGUGUGUUGGACAAGUCGGGCCUCAAUUGAAAUGGCCCAAAGUCCAAGUCGUCUGA